Messenger RNA from Alternaria alternata, 834 nucleotides. RefSeq lists its product as hypothetical. The transcript has a single exon. NCBI's taxonomy places the organism in Eukaryota, Fungi, Ascomycota, Dothideomycetes, Pleosporales, Pleosporaceae. The coding region runs from base 466 to 708 and encodes 80 amino acids. The record is from RefSeq and is a predicted model, not a curated record.
CGAUCUUCUCCGUCAUCCCAUCACUCGCGCUGAACAGGAAUACGGAAAUUAUACACGGGCAUUUUUGCCCGAGAAGAGUGCAUUGGUAGAUGCUGGAUUCUGCACACUCAAACAAUGAGACCCGACUCGCAUAUACCUCGCUAUAUGUCAUGCCCGCUAUGUUGGUUCUUGUAUCGACGGGCCUGCUCGCGCGCCGACACGCAUAUCUCCGUUGGACAUGUUCUGUAUUCUCGAGACCCAAAUCUUCAUCUCACAUGCCACCAAACUCUUUCCUAAUCAGGCAGUCCGUCGAAAGGUGUGGAUCACGGUUUCACUACUACUCUCCUACAACGCGCAUAUACCGCUACUCUUCCGCUUGGACCUCAAUCACCACGGUGCUGACCAUGGUGGAAAUUCCCGUAGGUGGCUUCCUCAUUGCUUUUUGACGAACUGGACCAGAUCUCAUGGGGCUAGCUGUUCGUCGCGAUGAGUUCUCCGGCAUCAACCGUCGUGCUAUCUAGCGCGCUCUCCGCCGACCAUCAGUCUCCUGGACCAGCUGGAAUUCUUGAAAACACCGUCGUCAACCACAGUAUCUCGCUAGGUCUCUGGUUCACCCACGCACUUAGAUUCAAUGACCAUAACGGCAAUGCCGACGUGGAAGUAGGGUACCGAAGCGUAAUGCACACAGCCAUCGGGUUCGUGGUCUGUGCAUUCCCAUCUUCGCUUUGAUACGGUGGGUACAAAAAAGGCUAGCAGAUAUCGGGGACAGCGACGGCAUAAUCGACCCUACUGUGGCAUAAGAGCACAUAACCCAAAGCUAUAAGCGGCUACUGGUGCCGUGUGCUGGAGUUGAGG